Molecule: messenger RNA, 552 nt
Organism: Dermacentor albipictus
Lineage: Eukaryota; Metazoa; Arthropoda; Arachnida; Ixodida; Ixodidae
Gene: PDCD-5
Product: programmed cell death 5
Cellular component (GO): cytosol; nucleus
Molecular function (GO): DNA binding
Source: RefSeq, a predicted model, not a curated record
GUCUGGAGUUCCAGUAGGUCGUGAUGAAGAGAACGAUAGCAAAAAACAGUCGCCUCUGAAGUGGAGGCUAAGCGAGGAGUGACAGAAGAAAAUUAUGGAUGACGAAGAGUUAGCAGCUCUUCGGGCUAGGCGCCUUGGAGAUCUUCAAAAGGAAUUUGGCGGGAAUGGACCAUCAAAUGCUGACCGUGAAGCCGAGCAGAAGGCAAAGGCAGAAGAUUUCAAAAAUCAGAUCUUGAAUCAAGUGCUGACUCAGGAAGCAAGAGCCAGAUUGAAUACUAUUGCUUUGGCCAAGCCUGAGAAAGCAGCCCUUGUUGAAAACAUGAUAGUGAGAAUGGUUCAGAUGGGACAGAUUCAAACCAAGCUUCAAGAAUCCAGCCUUAUCAACCUUUUGGAAAGAGUCAGUGAGCAAACACAAAAAAAGACUACCGUGAAGUUUGACAGGCGCAGGGCUGGCAUGGACUCUGAUGAAGACUAUUAAGGCAAGAAUAAAGAUUUUUGUACAAGAUUUGACAUCUCAUCUCUCUAAUAAACAUAAUAGCACAUGCAACUGAC